GAACUAUGACUGAACUACGAUGAUCAUGAUGGAGUAUGAGGUAUAGUCGUAAUCAUAAAUUGAUACGCGCGAGAAGAUAUAUAAAUUAAGUACGAUGUGACGGGAGUAUUAUAUUGGAGAGACAAGAAUAAUUUUCAACGUGACGUUAAGAGAACAGGCGUUACAUUUAAAUGGUAAUUCGGUCCGUGAGACCCUCAGGCACACGACAUUCGAGUGAGAGAGAUCCUCAUUUUCGCGAUGGUUGCUAAUUAUAAAACGGACAUUCGCAAAGCCUGUCUCUUCGGUACACGUGUUCUCGAUGUCGCAGGAAAGAAAAAGAAAGGAAAAAAAAGAGAGAGAGUCUCAGGGAGUCGUUCGUAAUUCCCAUAAUGGCGAGAAAAUCAACGUUUGCGAAAGGCUACACAGUGUAUAUUUUUACCCCAGCAAAGAUUUAAAAAAGAUGAAGGAAUUGUAGAGAAAGAAUAUAUGCUAAAUGUUGAUGCAAAAAUAUACAAAAUACAUAAAUGUCUACACAUUAUGAAUCUCCUGAGGUAACCAUUGUCUUGAGCAAGGAAGAGAUUCACAAGAGAUACCAAGAUACAGCAAUGGUUAUAUUUAAUGAGCAACAAAGUAGAAAGAAGAAAGUUGUCAGUUACCUCACUUUUGGGAGCAGUCGCAGAACAAUAGAAUAUAGUAGUAAUGGAAAUCAUCCUAUUAUUAUACGAAAACCUGCAGGUUCUGUGAUUACACAGAACACUCCUUUAUCCUUGCAGAUACCGAGAGAAUAUCAUAAGCCAAGUGAAAGAUGUGCAAUAACUUGAUGAGAAUAAUACAAUAAUUUGUUCAAUAAACUUAGCUGUUUACAUUAACAUUAUAGUAUUAGUUUCAAGGAAAUCUGUAUAUAUACAUACAUUAUAAUAAUAUUAUAAGGUUUAAA
This is a messenger RNA of Formica exsecta, 916 nucleotides long. RefSeq lists its product as uncharacterized. The record is from RefSeq and is a predicted model, not a curated record. The transcript has 3 exons. The coding region runs from base 504 to 800 and encodes 98 amino acids. Lineage: Eukaryota; Metazoa; Arthropoda; Insecta; Hymenoptera; Formicidae.